Triticum urartu is the source of this 957-nucleotide messenger RNA. RefSeq lists its product as uncharacterized. The record is from RefSeq and is a predicted model, not a curated record. Lineage: Eukaryota; Viridiplantae; Streptophyta; Magnoliopsida; Poales; Poaceae.
UAUAUAUACCCAUGGAGCCCUAGGAACCAAACUCCAUGCCAAAACACACAGCUCACACACAUAGCCGCCAUUAGCAACAAUCGCAAGCAACUCCAUUACCUAGCUAGAUUCAUCUUGAGUUCUUGACCGAGUUGCGUCUGCCGUCAUCCAUCUGGGGAUCGAUCUUCAAGAUGAAGAAAGCGUCCAGGUUCCUGAAGCAGCUGUUCUCGGCCAUCGUGGCGGCGGUGAGGGAGAGGUCCGCGGCGACGCGCGCCAGGACGAGCGCCGCGCGGACGCGGUUCGUCUUCUUCGGCAUCCUCCGCAACAAGCAGCUCCUGAGGAACGCCAUCAACAGCAAGAUCCACGCGAUCGUGGGGGGCGGCAGCGGCAGUGGCCAGCACCUUGUUGCGGCGAGCGGCGGCGGCAGGACGGUCGCCGUGCUGGAGAAGCUGCCGAGCUUCGUCGCGGAUCAGGGGAGGAGGGCCGCCGUGCUGCUCAACAGCCUGCCGAGCUUCGCCAUGGGCCGGGACGGCGGCAGCGACUCGCCGCUGGUCGGCGGCGGCGAGGAGCAGAAAGAGGAGGGCGACGAGGGCGUGGCGAAGCAGCUGCAGCUGGCGAGCGCGCCGGUGGGCGGGUCGGUGAUCGAUCUGGCCCGCGGCGCGGCGGAGCGGGGCGGCGCGGAGUUCAGGCUGGAGGACGAGAUAGACCACGUCGCCGACGUGUUCAUCAGGAGGUUCCACGACCAGAUGAAGCUGCAGAAGCUCGAGUCGUUCAAGAGGUUCUGCGAGAUGCUCGAGAGAAACUAAUUAACGGAAACAUCAGGCGGAAUAAUCACCGCGACGUUGAUCGGUGCAGUGCAUUCCAUGGUUGUGGUUGAAUCGAUAUAAUUAGUCUCUAUGAUUAAGGCAGAGGUUUAUCAAUCAAAGUAACCUCUGAAGCACUUGAAAAAUAACUGGCGCGUACUGUCGCUUCCAAAUC